Messenger RNA from Loa loa (African eye worm), 1784 nucleotides. RefSeq names its product MBOAT family protein. The transcript has 8 exons. Gene Ontology annotation, molecular function: Wnt-protein binding; palmitoleoyltransferase activity. The record is from RefSeq and is a predicted model, not a curated record. Gene Ontology annotation, biological process: Wnt protein secretion; canonical Wnt signaling pathway; protein palmitoylation. Gene Ontology annotation, cellular component: endoplasmic reticulum; membrane. The coding region runs from base 23 to 1387 and encodes 454 amino acids. NCBI's taxonomy places the organism in Eukaryota, Metazoa, Nematoda, Chromadorea, Rhabditida, Onchocercidae.
UUGUAGAUCAAGCUGCAAUUGAAUGAUAGUUUCAACGAUGUUUGACGAAGAAAGAUGGUUCUACGAUGAGGCUUUGGAGUUAUCUGAUGAGGAAAUUCCUGAUUCUAUGCAUAUUAAAGAGAAUACGACUCACCAGUGGCUGCGGUGUUCGAUAGGAGUGCUUGAUUCUUUGCAUGUUACUAUAGUUAAACUGUUGCUCUUUUCUGCUUUGAAGCGAUUUAUCGUAUUUUUACAUGCAAAAGGAAUAGUAAGUGAAUUCGCGCUACAUUUAACCUUCGUAGUUUCUGGACUGUUUAUAAUAGGAACCCAAAAUAAUUUCUUUUCAUCGAUCUGUGCUUAUGUCGCGCUGAUUGUUGUGUUACCGUAUUAUAAGUUUCUCUUCAACAAGCAGACUAAGUUUAUAAUGUUGGCGUAUUCGGUCGGUAUGCUUCUAGUUUGGCAAUAUUUCUUCACGGCCAAAGAAUUUAUGUCAAUGCGUGGUAUACUGAUGAUUUUGGUAAUGAAAAUUACUUCAUUGUCGUUUGAUCUUGCCAAUGAAUUUCGUAGCAGCAUCACGUUGUUACACUUACUCUCUUAUAUGUUUGAUAGUUCAACUGUAUUAUUUGGUCCAUGGAUUACUUACAAACAGUAUCAAGAUUCGUUGUACCUAAAGGAAUUCAAAGUAGAAAUUAUUAAUUUUUUCCGUGCUCUCAGCUACAUUGCCCUGUCAUUGUUGGCUGUUAUUUAUUCAUCAUGCAUUGCUGAUAAUUUUGUCGAAUUGCCUUUCAUUGGGGCGUACUUUGUUGCGCAGUCAUUUCGAUUUAGUCAUUAUUUUAUAAGCUGGUUCUCUGCGGGCACUUCGCUACUGUCCGGUAUUGAUUCGGGUGUUGUCACUGAUUGGAUUCAUAUCGAACUGCCUCGUUCGUUAGUGGAUGUUGUUGUUUCAUGGAAUAUACCCAUGCACCGAUUUUUGCAUCAAUAUAUCUUUGGGGAGAUUAAAAAGUAUGGCUCUGCAACUGCAGUUUUCAUUACCUACGCCGUUAGUUCCCUUUUUCAUGGCAUCAAUUUCCAGUUAUCUGCCGUGCUACUCUCAUUAGGACUGUACACAUAUGCUGAGACAGAAAUAAGGAGUAAAUUGAGUCGUCGCAUAGAUUCAUGCAUUCGUGCUAGGAAAUGUCGCAAAGAAUGUCAUCAUACAUGGAAGGAGAGUGCUUUAAGUACGCUAGCUAUUAACAUGGUGUUUCGAGCUCUAGCUCUAACACAUUUGGUGUAUCUGGGGAUGGCAUUUGAUGACAGCACAGCAGAAACCGGAUAUUCCUGGAGACAUACACUUUCUAUAUGGGCUGAUUCAUACUACUUUAGUCACGUCAUCGGACUAUUUACUUUAUUAUUGUCAUUGGCGUUCUAAAGACACCAAAGUAAAGUAAAAAAUACCAAAUGUCAAACAGUUGCUAUUUCAUCGCUGUUUGGAUCUAAACCUUCCUCCUUCGAUUUAUCAUUUGUUUUCUUCAAGUUGAAUCUUAAUACACUGUAGCUUCGUAAAACCACAGUGUUCUAAUAAAAUAUGCAGCUUAAUGAAGAGAUCUCUGAUAUUAAGCUGUUUCGAGCAUAAACAUAAUUAUGUAUUUGAAUCACUUCUGAGUAUAGUGCAUACUAUAGUGCAUUCUCCUAUAUUCAUGUGAUUAGGACAACGUUGUUAUAUUUUUUGUUCGGAUAAUGGUCGGAUCUUGCUGUCGACUUGUUUCUCAUUUCAUUUUUCCCUAUUUUUUUUAAUUGUACCUGUUUUGGAUGCCAGUAAACAAGAC